This is a messenger RNA of Saimiri boliviensis boliviensis (Bolivian squirrel monkey), 1594 nucleotides long. The record is from RefSeq and is a predicted model, not a curated record. NCBI's taxonomy places the organism in Eukaryota, Metazoa, Chordata, Mammalia, Primates, Cebidae.
GGGUGCCCUGCAAAUCAGCCCUAUGUGAGCAGGUGUUCUUAAUCCAUGCCAAGACCAGGGACAGCUUGAGGGCCUCAGAGAGUGCUGGUGAGACACACACAAAGGCCCUUUGUUGCAGCCAAGGCAGAUUCCUGGAGGGAUGCCCCAGAGGCUGACCGCUCCCUGAAGGGACUGGAGUAGGGGCAUCCCAACACGGAACUGGUGGCUCCAGCACCAGGAAGAACCACUGUGUGCCAAGGUUGAAUGCGGCUUCCGAAGCUUGAACUAUAAGGAAGCAGGCAGAGAGGUGUGGCACCUGGGCCAGCCUCUGACUAGGCGGUGUUUGCGGAGUCUGCGGCCUGAAGGCCACAGCCAUGGCAGCUCCCCGAUACCCGGUUUCAGUUCGAGGGACAGCUCUGGUGCAGAUCAAGAGGCUCCAGACGUUUGCCUUCUCCGUGCACUGGUCAGAUGGCAGCGACACCUUUGUGCGCAGGAGCUGGGGGGAAUUCAGGCAGCUCAAGAAGACUCUCAAGGAGACCUUUCCGGUGGAGGCGGGCCUGCUGCGGAAAUCCGACCGCAUUCUCCCAAAGCUUCUCGAUGCACCGCUAUUGGCACGUGGGGGGCGCACGAGCCGCGGCCUGGCACGCCUGCAGCUGCUGGAAACCUUUUCUCAGAGGCUGCUGGCAACCGCAGAGCGUGUGGCUCGGAGCCCGGUGAUCACAGGCUUCUUCACACCGCAACCCCUGGACCUGGAGCCCGCGCUGCCACCCGGCAGCCGGGUGAUCCUGCCCACCCCGGUGGAGCCACCUCUCUCCCAUGCUGCCGAUCGCCUCUCCAUCCACAGUCUGGAGGCUCAAAGCCUGCGCUGCCUGCAGUCCUUCUGCACUCAGGACACACGGGACCAGCCUUUCCAGGUGCAGGCCCAGGAGAGCCUGGAUGUGCUCCUGCGGCACCCCUCCGGCUGGUGGCUGGUGGAGAACCAGGACCAGCAGACAGCUUGGUUUCCAGCACCCUACCUGGAGGAGGUGGCUUCGGGCCAGGGCCAGGAAGGAGACCCGUCCCUAGGGAGCAGCGGUCCCCAGUUCUGUGCUUCCCGCGCCUACGAGGGCAGCCGUGCGGAUGAGCUGUCUGUGCCCGCAGGCGUGCGCGUGCACGUGCUGAAAACGUCAGAUCGCGGCUGGUGGCUCUGCAGGUACGGCGACCGGUCGGGCCUCCUCCCUGCGGUGGUGCUGCGGCCUGAAGGGCUGAGCGCCCUCCUGAGUGGGACGAGGUUGCGCGGAGGAGACAACUCAGCAGAUGAGUUGUCCCCCGAACCCUCCCAGGCCACUGCCCCUGCCCCCACCGUCCCCGCCCGACCUUCGCCGGGCGCCAUCCAGAGCCGCUGCUGCACCAUCACCCGCAGGGCCCUGGAGCGGCACCCAGGGCGCCAGGACCCCUCUGGAGGGUUCGUGGACCCUGUGCCGCACGCUACAACAGAGCGGUGAGAGCGAGGAUCCCCAUGGGGAGACGGACUGUGCCAUCCCAGGGCUGGGGAGGAGUGGGGAGGGCGGAUCUCCCUGGCUCCAGGGAUGGGAGGGGCAAUUUACUGUUCUGAAUAAAGCUUGUUCUGAAUGAC